GUUAUUGAAACUAUACAAAUGCGAUCGAACGUACUGAAACGAGAUUCAAAAGCAAUUGAAGAAUAUUUAUUACAAUAAUAAUUGACAUAGUUCAAAAAAAAGAAUAAACGAUAAAAAUCAUUCUUGUUCAGACAGUAUUCAGUUAAAAGUUAGGAAGCAAUUUAAUAUAAAGUAAAUAUAUGCUUCAAAACAAAAACAAAUUUAUGAAUUAGUAAUAUAAAUUAUUCUAUUUUUUUCUUAUGAUGUUUCAUUUCGAUUGAAUUUCAAAAUAUUAACUUAGUAUAAAAUAUCAUUUACUUUCUUCAAUGAGUAUAUUUUUUCAAAAAGGAUUAAGUAACACAUUUAACAAAAUAUAUAAUACUAGGAAGUUUUACGUUUUUAUAAAACAACGAAAGGAAGUGAAUUAAGAAUAAUGCGACAAAUACAUAAAAAUUUCAAUAUAGUUUGUUUAUUUGAUGCCUAUAUUAAUUCCGAAGAAAAUACAGAUAUUGAACAAAAACUUCGUAUAUUGAAUUAUAAUUUACAAAUAUUUAAAGAACUCGAUCAAUGUGAACAAUAUAUUCAAUCUAUUUCUUCAAGUAAUCAACUUAUUUUCAUCGUUAGUAAUAAUUUUGGUCAAGAAUUAAUACCACAAAUUCAUCAACUUUCACAAGUUUAUUCAAUUUAUAUUUAUUGUCAUCACGAACAAGAAUUCAAUCAACAUUGGACUGAACAAUAUAAUAAGGUGAAAGGCAUUUAUUAUGAAAUUGAUCAAUUGAUUGCAUCUAUAAAAAGUAAUGAAGUAGGAAUUAGAGCGAUCACUGCUGUAGAUGAACCGCUUUCUAUGAGUAUUUGUAAUGUAUCUAAUGAUUAUGAACAAACAACAAGUGACCUCGAUGGUCGAUUUGUUCAUUCACAAUUACUUAUCGAUUGUCUUCUACGAAUGGAACCAUUGUCAACAGAUAAAAAUGAAUUUAUUUCAUUUAGUCUAAAUGAAUAUCAUGAUAAUGAAGAUAUGUUAAAGAUUAUUAAAGAAUUUGAAGAUGAUUAUUCAACAGAUCGUGUAAUAUGGUGGUAUACAAGAGAAACAUUUAUUUAUCGAUUAUUAAAUAAAAGUCUUCGUAUUCAAAAUAUUGAUUUAUUAUUUACUCUUCGAUUCUUAAUUCGUGAUCUAGAACAACAACUUCAACAACAUCAAUGUUCAUCACCGAUAACUGUUUAUCGAGGUCAAUUAAUUUCCACUGAAGAACUUGAAUUGUUAAAACAAUCAAAAGGCAAAUUAAUUUCAAUGAAUUCAUUUUUAUCUACUAGUCUUAAUCGUAAUACAGCUCUUGUCUAUCUUAAUACGAAUAUGAAUGAUAAUACUAGAUUACAACCGAUAUUAUUUGAAAUAGAUGCUGAUCCCUGUCGAAAUGAUAUUAAACCAUUUGCUAAUAUUUCAUCAUUUAGUUAUUUUCCUACCGAAGAUGAAAUUUUAAUGAUGUUAGGAUCCGUUUUUCGUGUCAAUAAUCUCUAUCUUGAUGAAGAUCAAAUAUGGAUAAUGAAUAUAACUCUUUGUAGUGAUAAUGAUCAUGAUUUAAAAUCGAUUGUUGAUUGUAUGAAAAAUCAAUAUGGUUCCGAACAAACUAGACUUCUUUUAUUCGGACAUGUACUUGUUGAUAUGGCUUAUUUUGAUGAUGCAGAAAAAUAUUAUCAUCGAUUACUCAAAGAUUUAUCUUCUGAUGAUAAAGAUAUUUGUAAUUGUUAUCAUGCAUUAGGUAAAGUUACUUGUGAAAAAGGUAAUAUAAAACAAGCAUUAGAUUCAUAUGAAAAAGCAUUGGAUAUUUGGAUGAAAACGUAUAAUAAUGAUAAACAUGAAUAUGUUGCUUGGUGUUUUAAUAAUAUUGCAAAUAUCUAUGUUAUGGAGAAGAAAUAUUCGGAAGCACUUGAAUAUCAUAAAAAAGCAUUAGAAAUUAAAGAAAAAAUUCUCCCAUCAUCACAUCCAUGUUUAGGUAAUACAUAUCUUAAUAUUGGUAAUGUUUAUUAUCAUAUUGGUCAAUAUGAUACAGCAUUAAAGAAUUAUGAAUUAUCAAAGAAGACCUAUGAAAUUUCUCUUACUCCUCAACAUCCUUCGAUUGCAAGUGUAUUGAAAAAUAUUGGUAUUAUUUGUGAAGUUAAAUGUGACUUUUCUGAAGCUAUGAAGUGUUAUAAACAAGCAUAUUCUAUUCGUCAGACAUGUUUUUCUUUAUCACAUCCAGAUGUAAUUGAUAUCAAACAAGAUAUUGAACGUAUAUCAAAUAAAUAA
Adineta steineri is the source of this 2263-nucleotide messenger RNA. Lineage: Eukaryota; Metazoa; Rotifera; Eurotatoria; Adinetida; Adinetidae. The record is from the annotation of a GenBank genome assembly.